This is a messenger RNA of Portunus trituberculatus (swimming crab), 330 nucleotides long. RefSeq names its product histone H2B-like. Gene Ontology annotation, molecular function: structural constituent of chromatin; protein heterodimerization activity; DNA binding. The record is from RefSeq and is a predicted model, not a curated record. The transcript is spliced from 2 exons. NCBI's taxonomy places the organism in Eukaryota, Metazoa, Arthropoda, Malacostraca, Decapoda, Portunidae. The coding region runs from base 1 to 330 and encodes 109 amino acids. Gene Ontology annotation, cellular component: nucleosome.
AUGCCUCCCAAAGCAUCAGGAAAGGCUGCCAAGCAGGCUGGCAAGGCUCAGAAUGCCAUAGCCAAAGGGGACAAGAAAAAGAAGUGGAGGAGGAAGGAAAACUACUCCAUCUACAUCUACAAGGCUAUAUCAAUCAUGAACUCUUUCGUGAACGACAUUUUCGAGCGCAUCGCUGCCGAGGCAUCCCGCCUGGCACACUACAACAAGCGCUCCACCAUCAGCAGCCAGGAGAUCCAGACUGCCGUCCGUCUCCUUCUGCCCGGCGAAGUGGCAAAGCACGCCGUCUCUGAGGGCACCAAGGCUGUCACCAAGUACACCUCCUCCAAGUAA